This is a messenger RNA of Clarias gariepinus (North African catfish), 1010 nucleotides long. RefSeq names its product high choriolytic enzyme 1-like. The record is from RefSeq and is a predicted model, not a curated record. The coding region runs from base 96 to 878 and encodes 260 amino acids. Gene Ontology annotation, biological process: proteolysis. Gene Ontology annotation, molecular function: zinc ion binding; metalloendopeptidase activity. Lineage: Eukaryota; Metazoa; Chordata; Actinopteri; Siluriformes; Clariidae. The transcript has 9 exons.
AAACAGAAAAGGCUAUAAAACACCACCACUUCAUCGGUUCUACUGUAUUAUUACAAUACAGUUUCGUCUUUCGAGAUUUGAGGAGGUUUCCAGUCAUGUUUGUGUCUAAGGUGAUUGUGGGUCUGUUGGCCCUGCUGCUGGUCUGUUGUGCAGAAGAGGAUCCGCUUGCUGAUCUGUCUGUGGGAGAGCGGCUCGAGAGAGUGAACAGUAACACUGUUCGUGGUGUAGACGAGCCCGUGCUGAUUGAAGGAGACAUCGCUGUUUAUGAUGAUAAUGGGAGAAACGCUGAUCCCUGCACCUCCACUGGCUGCAUGUGGCCCAAGUCAAGUGAUGGAAAAGUCUACAUUCCCUAUAAAAUCGCCAAUCAAUACACCGAUCGUGAGCGAGAGAUUAUCGAGCGAGGCCUGGCUUCUUUCUCUUCCAUCACCUGUAUCCGGUUUAUUCCACGCUCCAGUGAGAGGGAUUACAUCAGCAUUGAGUCUCUCUCGGGAUGUUACUCUAAAGUUGGACGUGUCGGUUAUGCACAGACCUUGUCUCUAGCUCGGAGCGGCUGUGUCUACCACGAUACCGUCCAGCAUGAGCUUCUUCAUGCCCUGGGAUUUAACCAUGAACAGACCCGCAACGACCGAGACAGCUACAUCCGUGUUGCCUGGGAGAACAUUAUGGAGGGCAAAGAGCACAACUUCAACAAGAAGGCCACCCUGAACCAGGGUACUGCUUAUGACUACAACUCCGUCAUGCAAUACCACAAAACUGCUUUUUCUAAGAAUGGCCAGCCCACCAUGAUCCCCAUUCCUGACCCCAAUGUGCCCUUCGGAACAGCCAAGGAAAUGAGCCAAAAUGACAUCCUGAGACUCAACAGACUCUACCAGUGCUAAAAUGCAGAAAGGCAGUAUUUCUUCUUGACCUCUCUUCUUGAUUGGAUACCUUCAGAGGGAUAACCAGUAGUUUUGUUGACAGUUUAAAGCAGUUUAAUUGUUUUUCCAGAAAUAAAAGAACUUCAAUUUAAA